AUGGGUCGAGCUCUUAUGCAUUCCCGUCAGUGGACACUUUUAAAUAGUGGAACUUCUACUUGGAUUAACCCUAUUGACAUACGUCAGGAGUCAAAGGCCAUGUCAUUGCAAAAAGAACAAAUAGAACUGAGAAAAACAGUUAGUGAAUUGAGGAAGAUAAAAGAAUCGGUCGAUAGGGCAUCCGAGUAUAAAGUCACUGCUGACAGAUAUCAAGAAGAACUAGAACAUCUCAGGUACCGGCUUCGAGACCUUGAAAAUCUGAAAUUCAUCAAUGAAAGAGUUGAAGCAGAUAACCAGUCAAUGACCGACAAACAAGUGCAGCUGGAAACCGAAGUAUUGAACUUGAGGGAACAAGUAGUAAACAUCAGAAAGAAAGAGCAAGAAGAGAGAGAGAGGGAAGGUUUAAUUGCACAGUUAAAUAGCAACUCAAAGGAAUUAGAAAUGGAAGUUAAGAGGCUCCAAGAAGCUUUACAGGAGAGUCAGAAUGAAUUGGAGAAAACUUGUCAGCUUUAUAAUGAAAGAGUUGCUGCUUUAGAAAGGAACAGUUCAUCACCAAAAGCUUUUUCUCCUCAGGGUGAAUGCAUGGGAAAAGUUUUCAGUGAUUUGAGAGUUUCUGAAUUGGAGUGUGUUCUAGAACAGUUAAGGUCGCAGCUAGAGAGUCAAAAAGAACUUAGCCAAUUUUUAGAGGUUAGUGAAGAUCUGUAUUAA
Messenger RNA from Limulus polyphemus (Atlantic horseshoe crab), 708 nucleotides. RefSeq names its product pleckstrin homology domain-containing family D member 1-like. Bases 1 to 708 code for a protein of 235 amino acids. The record is from RefSeq and is a predicted model, not a curated record. Lineage: Eukaryota; Metazoa; Arthropoda; Merostomata; Xiphosura; Limulidae. The transcript is spliced from 5 exons.